GCUUAUAAUUACACAAAAAAGUGAUACUUCAAAUAAGCAUACUGGAGAUUACCUAUUAUUUCCUAAUAAACUAUCUAACAAAAAAACAAAACAUGUAAAAAAAGAAUCACUUAUACUAAAGAAACUUAUAAAAGAAUUAUCUACCAAGUCUAGUACUCCACAAGAUCCUGUAAUUAGAAAAGAAAAUGCAAAUAAUUUUGUCGAUUUAUACAAUAAUAUAAUCUAUACGAAAACUCAAAAUGAAAUUAUAAAUCAAGAA
Molecule: messenger RNA, 259 nt
Organism: Racocetra persica
Lineage: Eukaryota; Fungi; Glomeromycota; Glomeromycetes; Diversisporales; Gigasporaceae
Source: the annotation of a GenBank genome assembly